AUGGACGUUUUCCUUAGACCGUUAGUGGAUGAGCUUAAGCAAUUGUGGCAGACAGGUGUACGUACUAAAGACGCGGCAACAAACACAUACUUCACAAUGAAGGCGGCGUUGUUAUGGACCAUAAAUGACUUUCCAGCCCGUAGUAGCCUAUCAGGUUGGAGCGGACAAGGCUACAUGGCAUGCCCAACUUGUAACCAAGACACUCCUUCAAUACGUGUAACUGGUAAAUGUGCUUAUGUUGGUCAUCGCCGGUUCUUAGAUGCCAACCAUCCUUGGAGAACAAGUCUCGACUUUAACGGGAGACCCGAGACACGAGACCCUCCGAGACAGUUUAGCCCAGCUGACAUAGAAGCUCAACUAGGUCGUUUAAUUAAUCGUCUACCAGGCAAGCAUCCAGAUUUUGGAGAUAGGAGGAUAACCCGGUCAGAUUUCGAGUUGAACUGGUCCAAAAGAAGCAUACUUUUUGACCUUGAGUAUUGGUCUUCUCUGCAGCUGAAACAUAACUUAGAUGUAAUGCAUAUAGAGAAAAAUGUGUGCGACAGCUUGCUCGGUACUCUUCUGAUGAACGAUAAGAGCAAAGACACGCCAAAUGCGCGGUCCGACUUGGAAAAACUAAACAUUCGGCCGUCACAAUGGCUGAAACAAUCGGGUGGCAAGUUCUUAAGUCCCCACCCAAAGUACUCAUUCAAGUCCGAUGAUCGAAAACUUUUUUGUCAGUUUAUAAAAAAUGUUAAAUUACCAGAUGGGUUUGGAUCUAAUAUCAGUAAGAGGGUGACAGAUAACAAUGCUAACAUUACCGGGUUGAAAUCUCAUGACUGUCAUAUCCUCAUGCAACGUUUGAUACCGAUUGGGGUUAGAGGGCUUUUGACUAAAGAUACAUCUACACCAAUAGUAGACCUUUGUAUGUUCUUUAAGCAACUUUGCUCUAGAACACUAUCGGUGGAUGAUAUGAAGAAAGCAAAGGAUGACAUUGUUACCAUCUUAUGCAAGUUAGAGAUGAUCUAUCCACCUGCGUUUUUUGACAUUAUGGUUCAUUUACUUGUGCAUUUACCUGAUGAAGCGAUUGCGGGAGGUCCAGUAGCUUUUAGAUGGAUGUAUCCAUUUGAAAGGUACAUGAAAAAACUAAAGAACUAUGUUAAAAACCCGGCAAGGCCUGAAGGUUGUAUAGCUGAAUGUUAUGUGUUUGAAGAAGCUCUAACAUUUUGUUCAAUGUACCUUAAAGAUGUUCAGACUAAGUUCAAUCGCCCAGAUAGAAAUGAUGAUGUCGUUGUUGAAAAAAGAAAGUUAUGGGUGUUUGAGUCCAAAUGUCGUUAUGUUGGCGCAAGAAAGGAGAAAUAUCUAUCAUUCAUCGAAAAAAGCAAGAUGGAAUGGUUUGUCCUCGAAAACUGCGCAGAAGUUAGGGAGUACAUGAAUGAAUUCAAACAUACACAUCCCCAUGAUGAUCUUAAAACCAAAUUUCCGGGAUGGUUUCUCCAUAAGGUCCAUUCGAUGAAAACACAAAAUUCUCCAGAAUUCCACCCGGAGUUGUAUGCUCUUUCAAUUUGUGCGAAAAUGACUGCUUACACUUACACUGCUUGCAUAGUCAACGGUGUUAGGUUUAAGACACUUGAACGUGAUGCAAAAUGCGCAACGCAAAACUCUGGGGUGGAAGUGGUUGGAGAGAACGGUGUGAAAUUUUAUGGCCAAUUAGAAGAAAUUAUUGAGUUGCGUUAUACAAAUGAUUAUUCCACUGUCCUAUUUCGGUGCAAGUGGUUUGAUACUCAAAGGGGUGUAAACCAUGACAAUAAUAUCACCAGUAUAAGCACUGAACAUGAAUGGGACAAAGACGAUCAACUCAUAUUUGCUUCGCAAGCCAAACAAGUGUUCUUCAUCCAAGAAACGUCUCGAAACCAAAAAAUAAACAUUGGGAUUAUGUUUUCGAUAUUGUUGAUAUUCGCGUAUCUGAUGGCUGAUGUGGCCCCCUGGGGACAUGGGGGUGACAGCGCUGGUGAUCCACCGCUUCCUCCUGGUGGAUUUCGUGGCACACACGAGACAGACGCGGUUCCCCCGAAGAGGGUUAGGGGGAAAGCAAAAAACGAGAAACUAAGGCGUCUGGUAAAAGCGGGGGGGCCUGUAUCGCUUACGUUUGACAGGCAGGUGACGUAUACCCCUGUUGGUAAAACAAGGGAUAUGUUUUCACGGGAGGCCGGCCUGUAUAUGUGGCGGUCCAUCCCCUUCGAUAAAAUUGGAUGGGAUAACGUUGAACAACAUUACAAGGAUGCCCUCAUGAACCACUUACGGGAAAAUUUCAAUUUUGAUGAAGUGGAACGUGAUAUAGAGGCCAAAAACUUGACGGGUGGCAUUAGGGUUGUGCUUAUGAAGCGGUACUCUGACCGCAAGUACGAGGCUAAAAAAUUAUUUAAGAGCAAGGGAGGUUACGAUGAUCUUGAGAGUGCAAGGGCAUUCCAUCCCAAGGAUAUGCCCUAUGAUAACUGGUUGAGAACCAUCGAAGGUUUCCGGGAAGAAAAAUAUAUUAAAAGAAGCAAGGCCAACACACUAGUACGCGAGAAACAACAAUUCCCAUACCGUGGGGGGACAUCUUCGUACGGUAGCACCGCCUAUAAAAAUGAUAUGGAUUGGGUACCUACGUAUGCUAAAACCCACACGGACAAUCAAGGGAAUUGGGUUGAUCCGGUUGCUGAACAAAAUUACCGGAACAUACAACAUGCCACUAGUGAAUGGAGAGGUGAGGGUCCGCCAAUUGCCCCGUAUCAGGAAGCGUUGGGUGAGCGGCGAGGAUGGUACCGCGGGAUGGGGCCUAAACCUUCUUCCAACACGUCCUCGCACUCGUCAUCUAACAUGUCGUCUUCGCAAGCUCGGACGCAAGAACCCUUUUCCGAGGAUUUUGUUAACAGCUUGUUCCAAACCCCGUCAUUUUUGAACCAACUUAACAACUAUCUUGCUUCACAAGGAAAAGGAAAAGGAAAGUCAAAAGACUACGAUUCUGACAACUUAUUCGAUAAUGAAUCCGACGAUGAACCCAACGAUAACGAUGACGAUGAGUGACUUGUUUUUAAUGUAUGCUUUGGAUUUAAUUAAACGUUGUAGGAUAUAAUGUACGACUUAAACGUAGUUUUUAAUUAUAUUACCUUUAGUAUAUGUUGAUUAUGUUCA
Helianthus annuus (common sunflower) is the source of this 3153-nucleotide messenger RNA. RefSeq lists its product as uncharacterized. The transcript has 9 exons. Lineage: Eukaryota; Viridiplantae; Streptophyta; Magnoliopsida; Asterales; Asteraceae. Bases 1 to 3045 code for a protein of 1014 amino acids. The record is from RefSeq and is a predicted model, not a curated record.